AUGUAUCCAAAUACUAUAACAGCUGAGAUUGGACAAGAUAUUCCGCGGACGAUUGGAUUUGGAUUGGCCGUAUUGCUGCCAGUUAGCAUUGGCACUCGCUCAAUAAGAUGGACUCCUAGCAAAUACUUUAUCGAUAGCAUAGGAUUCACAUUAAUAUUGGGUCCUCUCAUAACAAUGCUUCCAAUUGCCUACCUAACGGGCUUUUACGCUGAUCAUGGAGCUCCUCCAUUAUCAUCUUCAGUGCACAUGAAAGAGUUAAAAGAAAGAAAACGAUCUGGUGAUUAUGAUGUUGAAUGGAAAUUAAAGAUGAUUUCAAGGGCUACCAAGAAUUUGUCCGUAAUUGCAGCAACGUUCGUUAUAACAAAUGGAUCGUACACUAUAUUGGCCUUCACAUAUGGACUAUGGCAACAUAAUAUCACAAUAUUCAUUGCUGAAAUUGACAUAUUCUAUUUAAUUAUUUGGUAUUUUCCUUUUCCCAUUCUACUUUCCAUCGCUCAAGCCGUUUUUAUUUAUAACACAUAUAACCCAACACCAAAUGGUCCAACAUUUGCUCAUAUAUCAACAACUUCUUCCACCCUUAAUAAUGGUGACUCGUUAUCAAACAAUGAUAAAAAAAUGGAGUUUGGAUUAAUAAUAAAAACUUUAGAUGACUGUAAAUAUCUUUCUACAGUUCGCAAUAAACAGUCUUUAGAUUCUUUCAAUUCAAAAUCUACUGUAAUAUCAUCUGAUCCAACUUUACAAGGAAGUAAAUUUAACGAAGAUUGCAUAGCUGAAUAUAAAGUGAAUUAUAGUGGAGUUGAUGCACUGUAUAAAGACAAUUAUGAUGAACAUGGUGUUUCCUUUACUAUUAAUAAUGUGUCAAUGCCAAAAAACCCUGAACCAUCAUGGCAGAUCA
Racocetra persica is the source of this 895-nucleotide messenger RNA. The record is from the annotation of a GenBank genome assembly. Lineage: Eukaryota; Fungi; Glomeromycota; Glomeromycetes; Diversisporales; Gigasporaceae.